AUCACGUGAUCAGUGACGUCAUGCCAAUACACACAAAUGGCAGGACACAGCUGGGCGAUAAUGCCCAGUGUUUUAAUUGUGGAAAUACUUUCGUAUCUUUCGUUGAAAGACAGGUUAAAUGCUUCUGUUGUCUGUAAAAGAUGGAGAUCUUAUUUGUUCCAAGCUAAACUGUGGCCAAAACUUUCGGUUUGCCUGCGUAGAAACCGUAGACAAAAGAACAAAUUUUUGGCAAACGUUUGUGGAAGGUUUGUUCGUGAAUGCGCAAUAAACUUCGACCCUCUCGAUGGCGAGGAAUUGAAAGAUUGUUAUAGAACACUUCAAAUACUUUGUGAUAAUAAAAACCUUCAAGUACUUCAGUUGCAGCCACUGAGUUGUCAUACGGAAUGGACAGAAACCGUGACCUGUAGCAGAUUUGUGCAAAAGCUAGAAUGCAUAAUAAGAACCAGUAGAAAAUUGAAACAUGUGUCAUUAGGCUGCUCAGAGGAGAUGCUAGCACAUUCAGACUUUUUCUUGGAAAGGUUAUCAAGUCUUCACAGUAAUUCCCUGGAAGCUCUUCACUUGGCGAGUGUCAAGGAAGAUUCUGAUAAUUACGGCAUUGUUGACCUAGACAUCUACAAAUUUCGCAAUUUCACAAAUCUUAGACAUAUGAGCAUAGACUAUGACUUUCUGGAUAAUCAGUUACUUCACAUAUUCUGUGAGUUAAGUAGAGCACCUCUUGAAUCAUUGAACAUCCAUGUGCACGGUGUUGGUCCUGAACAUGAAAGUGUCACAAAUGCAUCGUGGAGACAAUUUUCCAGUCACAAUAAAAAUAUUGAAGUUACAAUCAACUUGAUGCAUUCCUACACUGGUGUGGCAAAGUUGCUGGAUAUUUUAAAGCAGAAUCUUCCUCUGACACACUUUAGACAGUUCUUUUGCUCAAAUAUAAAUGUUCCUGCAUUGGGAUUGAUGGCCAACUGUUACUGGAACACUCUCAAAUCUAUACACAUAAUUGAUGGGUUUGAUCAUGGUGUGCCAGCAGUGUACCAAGUGACGACAGAUGAAGAUCCCUUUGUCAUGAUGGCAUGGAAAUGUUCAAAUCUCUCCCAUUUUACACUCAUUGGGUACGAGAUGUCCGAGCAUGACAUGGUGGCCAUAGCACGUUUGAGAGGAGAACAUCUCAAAGAGUUUCACAUUCCAGCAUCCUGCAUACGUUGGUUAGAUGAAGACAAUGUAGAAGUUGUUGGAAAUGUGGAGCCGGAAUUCACAGAAAUGAUCUCAUCAAGUUUAGGGAGGACAUGGAAGCCUGUGGAAGAUGAUCAAUUACCUGACGCUGUAUUUGACGACUGGGCUGAUGCAGAACUUGCCUAUAAUCAUAUCUUACUGAAGGACCAACAGUUCAGAAAACAUACAAAGUGUUCGUCUGGAGCAAUUACAUCUAAAUAGGCACAUACAUGUGAUAAUAAAAACAUAUUGUUAAAUCUGUUGUGAUAAAAACAUUAGUGCUGAUUAGUGCUGGAGUUGAAAUUCAUCAUGAAAAACAUUUCUCCACACGAAGAUAAUUAUUCUAGUCGAACUUGGCGAAGACUUGGUCAAACAAUAGAAUACUACAGCGUGCUUUCAUCAUCUGAUUAUUGUAGACUAACAACUCGAAGUUUACCAUUCUAAUAAUGCUUUAGUAAAAUUGUUAAAGUUCUUAUUUUGUAAUAACAUUUUGAAAUUUUAAUAAGGAUAUUGCCAUAUUUGUUGGUGAAGAGAAUAUCGAGAGAUACGUUUGUAUAGUUUGUUGGUGAUAAUGUUGAAAUGAAAGGAAUUUGUAUAUCUUGUAUGAAAACAGAAUGAGUGGAUAAAUGUAUGUAAUGCAGUGAAUGUUUUUAUGUCUGUAUAGUUUGCAUGGUUUGUGAGUAUAGAAUAUGAUAACCUAUGUAUGUAGGAGAGAGAGUAAUAAUGUCACUCUGUAUUCUUUUGGGAGAGAGUGAAUUUAUUUAUGUCUGCACAGUUUUUGGGAGGAAAUGUUUUUAUGGCUUUUUGUCUUUAUAGCUUCUGAGAGUAGAGAAUGUAAGUAUUUUUGUCUUUACAGCUUUUGGGAGUAAGGAAUGCAAGUAUUUUUGUCUUUAUAGCUUCUGGGAGAAGGGAAUGCAAGUAUUUUUGUCUAUACAGCUUUUGGGAGUAAGGAAUGCAAGUAUUUUUGUCUUUAUAGCUUUUGGGAGUAGGGAAUGCAAGUAUUUUUGUCUAUACAGCUUUUGGGAGUAAGGAAUGCAGGUAUUUUUGUCUUUAUAGCUUUUGGGAGUAAGGAAUGCAAGUAUUUUUGUCUUUAUAGCUUUUGGGAGUAAGGAAUGCAAGUAUUUUUGUCUUUAUAGCUUUUGGGAGUAAGGAAUGCAAGUAUUUUUGUCUUUAUAGCUUUUGGGAGUAGGAAAUGCAAGUAUUUUUGGCCAUACAGCUUUUGGGAGUAAGGAAUCCAGGUAUUUUAGCUUUAUAGCUUUUGGAAGUAAGGAAUACAAGUAUUUUUGUCUUUAUAGCAUUUGGGAGUAAGGAAUGCAACUAUUUUUGUGUCUUUAUAGCUUUUGGGAGUAAGGAAUGCAAGUAUUUUUGUCUUUAUAGCUUUUGGGAGUAAGGAAUGCAACUAUUUUUGUGUCUUUAUAGCUUUUGGGAGUAAGGAAUGCAAGUAUUUUUGUCUUUAUAGCUUUUGGGUGUAAGGAAUGCAACUAUUUUUGUGUCUUUAUAGAUUUUGGGAGUAAAGAAUGCAAGUAUUUUUGUCUUUAUAGCUUCUGGCAAUAAGGAAGGAGAGUAUUUUUUGUCUAUAGCUUCUCGAAGUAAGGAAUGCAAGUAUUUUUGCUUUUUUAGCUUCUGGGGAAAGAGAAUGGGAGUUUUUUAAAAAUCUUUGUAGCUUCUAGGAGUAAAGAUUGAGAGUAGUUUUGUCUUUGUAUCAAAGGGAAUGUGAGUAUUCAUGCUUGUAUAUUAUAUUGGAGUAAGGAAUAAGUCUGUUUAAAUGUCUUUAUAGCUGGAGAAUAUGAUAUGUUAUGGGAGUAGGGAAUGUUAGUUUUUAUGCCUGUAGAGCCUAUUUAAGAGUAUAUAUGUCUGUAUAUUUUCUGUAAGUAUUUUGUCUUGUAUUUUAUGUGAGUAGGGAUUAAGAGUAUUUCGAAAACUUGUGCAAAUUAAACUGGGAGUAAGGAAUGCGAGUGUUUUUGUCUCUACUUUAUGAAAGUCAUGAUCAUUAUAGAUUGAGAGUUAUUUUAUCAUAAGUAUUUUCUAUGUUCAGGAAUGAAAGGAAUUCUUAUAUGAAUGUUAAAUUAUAUUUAUGGUUGUUUACAAUAAGGGAUACACAGAUAUAUGUGUUUUAACUGUUUAUAGAAUGUUUGUAUCUGUAAUGGGAGACUAAAAUGUCUAGCAUAUAAUCCAUGUUUUUAUGACUUGAUAUAUAACUAUUAUUAUAAUUUGACAAGUUCCACAUACUACUGCCUCAAUUAUUUAUAUAUUUUGUGUAACAUAAAAACAUACAAUUUUCUAUAAGUGACAUAUCAUUUAAUAUAUGAUAUGUAUAAUUAUGUUCCGAGGUUUUAAUGUCAACUGAAUGUAAACAAUUUUGAAUGGUCAUCUCACAAGUUGGAAAUGUAUGUACCUUACAAUUUGGGUAUUUAUUUGUGCUCUAUAUCUGUAUCUGUAAUUACAUUUCAUUUUUAAAGGGUAUAAAGCUAUAUACAUGUAUAAUUAAAUACUUAAAAAAAUUAUGAACAGUAAAUUAUGUUGUUUCAAAAAUUUUAUGUUCCAUUCACAAAAGAGUUGUAAUAUUAAAUUGAUCUAUUAUUUAUCACACAUAAAAAUGGUAUGUAAACGGAAUAUGUUCCAGAACAAAAUAUUAAGCUGCUGUUUAAAGUAAGAUUGUAAUGGUUUGACAAUGAAUUUGUUCAGGAACGGAUUUGAGAGUGUUUCAAUAAGCUUAUAGCUUCCAACAUUAUCUGUCUAAAAUUAAUUGAUAUAAACUAAUCUGUGCAUGCACAGUUCGCAUACAGGCGUUUCGGAAUUAUUCUUUUUUCAAAAUUCGAACAAUAUUUUUUUGUUAACUACAGGCAGUAGAUAUAUAGCUUUAUACACUGUAAGGCCACGACACGCAAGUGUCAUCUUUAGCUACUAGAUAAAUCAUUAUGUAACGUGUAUGAUGAAACUAUCUUUCUCGGUUGUUGUCAUCGGCCACGAGCACUGUGUAAUGCUGUGAUACGAGUUUCUAUUUUUGUCCCAUCUAUUUAUAUUAUUAAAGUUGUCGAGGCAUUAAUUACAUUGUGACAUGAAACACGAGUUAUUUGUUUAAAAUCAUCGCCUCAGUAUAUUAUAAGUUAUAUAGAUUUCUUUUGAAAGUAUAUAUGGCUAAAAGGUUAUAUGGCACAGUAUAAACAGUUAUAAGUUAUAAUUAUAACCUGAGGGUGCUAGUCAAGGAUUAUAUUACAAGUCACCAUUCAUACAAGGUCAUAUAACUGCUUACUUACUAAAAAUUUAUAAUAAAAAUUAAUUGACAAAUUUGCAGCAGGCCUGUAUAUGUAUAUAAGAAAUAUAAACUUCAUGAUUGUCUUAUGAUAAUCAUUUUAAAAAACACGCAAUAUUAUUAUUCACUGUCAAGAUUCCUUACCUAGUUUUCUAUUUUAACAAAUAAUAUAUCACACAAGUUUCAACUGAAGCAAUUUAGAUCUAAAUUUGAUUUAUUUAACGUCAAUGAAUAUUUUUAUAUAAGUCGAUAAUAUGUGCGAUUCUUAGCCCAAUUU
Molecule: messenger RNA, 4730 nt
Organism: Ruditapes philippinarum (Manila clam)
Lineage: Eukaryota; Metazoa; Mollusca; Bivalvia; Venerida; Veneridae
Product: F-box only protein 33-like
Exons: 5
Coding region: 37-1422 (461 amino acids)
Biological process (GO): positive regulation of protein ubiquitination; SCF-dependent proteasomal ubiquitin-dependent protein catabolic process
Cellular component (GO): SCF ubiquitin ligase complex
Molecular function (GO): protein binding
Source: RefSeq, a predicted model, not a curated record